Labeo rohita (rohu) is the source of this 2093-nucleotide messenger RNA. It is a transcript of the gene tmem178ba, whose product is annotated as transmembrane protein 178Ba. The coding region runs from base 640 to 1533 and encodes 297 amino acids. The record is from RefSeq and is a predicted model, not a curated record. Lineage: Eukaryota; Metazoa; Chordata; Actinopteri; Cypriniformes; Cyprinidae. The transcript has 4 exons. Gene Ontology annotation, cellular component: membrane.
UUAUCAUCUUGAUGAAGGACUUAAGUGUUGAGUUAAGGUAAGGUUAACCCUGCCUGAUUUAAAUGUUUUAAAAUGAUUAACAGUUGAAAAUUGUUAGAAAUUUAGUUUAAUGAAGUAUUUGAAAUAGUUACACUACUUUUAAAUAGGGUAACCUAUUACAUUUCCAAAGUAACCUUCCCAACACUGAGCAUAGCAUGGUAACAACAUUAUAAGUUUGAGUCUUUAGAGUCUGAAUCAGAAUAUGAAGCUCAAUUUGCUUAAAAUAGCUGAAAAUAAUCGAAAACAGUGUCAACAGCGAUUUAUUUGCACGAGUUUGAUUAUUUUUAAUCGUAUGCCCCUCCAUUUUUAAAUCAUUUUUUAGUUCCUGUGUGUGAUUGUCAUGUGUCCCUGUCUGCAGCAGCUCAGAGAGGAAGAGCGGAACCCGCUCCCCAAAUACAGUCUACGUGUAGGCUAGAGGAAAUAACAGACGGGAUUUUUGUAAUAAUCGACGUAUCUCGUUCGUUUAAAAGGGCAUGUUUACAGCAACCUCAACAUUUUGCCUUUUUACACACGAAAAAUGAUGCUGAAGCUGGAUUGAGUCGCUGCCUCGGUCGAAGGAGCUGUCCACCAUGAGGUGCUGAUCGGCGGCCUGGCAGAACGAUGGCGACGGGGAAGUGGCUUCUGUACACGGGUCUCUGUCUGUCUCUCGUCGCCUUGUGUUUCCUGACCGUCGCAAUCUCAUCGGAUCACUGGUACGAAACGGACGCGAGGAGAUACAAGGAACGUUGCCGAACUUUCUCGAACCGCAGGAGCGAUCCGGGUUUCAUUUACAUCCCCAACCACAGCCUUCCACUGCGAGCCAGCCGAGCGAGCCUCGACCGAUGGGAAGACCGACUGCUGCUGAAUAGAAACCGGCGUCAGCUGUUCGCGAUGAGCGCGGCGGAUGAGUGCAGCAGACGCUACAAUUCAACCAAUAUGGGGCUUUGGAGCAAAUGCUACAGGGUGGGAUUUGACCCAGACAUCGAAGAGCUCAUCCAGAAAGGAACUAUCGAGCGUUGCUCCUUUAUAAAGUACUAUUACUCUUCCUCGGCAGUGACGCGAAAGGACCUUUCCUAUAAUAUCACCAAGACUAUCCAGCAAGAUGAUUGGCAUGCCCUGCAUUUGCGUCGGAUGACAGCUGGCUUUAUGGGCAUGGCUCUAUCCAUCAUUCUAUUUGGCUGGACCAUUGGUGUUUUGGGCUGUUGCUGGGAGCAAGGCCUCAUGCAUUACGUCGCCGGUCUACUCUUCCUCAUGGGAGGUACCUUCUGCAUCAUCUCUCUUUGCACCUGUGUGGCCGGCAUCAACUUCGAACUCUCUCGCUACCCACGUUAUCUCUUCAGCCUCCCGGAUGAUAUAAGCCACGGUUACGGCUGGUCCAUGUUCAGUGCCUGGGGAGGACUAGGACUGACCCUCAUAGCUGGGUUCUUCUGCACCCUGGCACCAUCAAUUCAGCCUCCCCCACCAUCCCGUACCUCCUGUCCUAAGUCUCGCAUGGAGAACGGAACUGUGUGCUAAAGCUUCACAUGACACUUUGUACAUUGACAUAAACUUGUUCAUAGACUUCGUCAUGGGUAUUAAAAGAUAUUGAAAGACAUUUUGUGCUGGAAGGUGACAAACCAUUGCUGUGGAGACUCAAAAAGAAGAAUCUGUUAUAAAAGCACAUUUGUACAGUUGUAUAAAAGCUUUCAUCCCGACAUGAGUUCAGCAUGUCCUUGGUGAAGCGGUUCUUGGUGUUUGUCUUUGUGUUCAGUAGACCAUGUUUGAAUUUCAAAAUGAGCUAACAGUUUCCAAGACCUUUCCGAUGUAUAAUUACCAUGAAUUUCAUUAUGUGCUGUAGUUGUUUUCAAUGUCAAUAAUUUCUUCAUUGGACAAUAAAAUGCCUCGUAUAAAAAAAAAAAAAAUAACAAACAUACUUUUUCUACUCAAGCUCUGAAAAAAAGAGAAUCAAACAGAGGCACUGAAUACUCAAUUUUAUUUAAGAUUUCACUGUUCCAGACCAGCAGAAAAGGGGUCAAUUCUUCUCUUUUAGCGCUUUAUUUUGUAUUAAAUGAUCUCAGCAGCAUGUUAAACCCAAA